UCAUAUAUUUUUAUAAUCAAUACUAAAUAAAAUAAGAUAAAUAGAUUGAUUGAUAUAAUUUAGAAAAUAUAAAAAGCUAAAAGUAUAUUAUUUUAAACAAUGAGUCUUGAAUAGUAAAUUACAGGAAGCAUUUUGAUGAUUCGUCCUAUUGACUUUAUCUAUAACGAAUAGACUGCAGUCGAUAACGAAUUCAUGAACAAAAAUAGCGAAGCUGAGACAACUGAAUAAAUUCGUUAAGCAGCUAUCUCUGAAUUCGAUAACUCUGUUGAGCUACUUAAGAAACAUGGUGUUAAUGUCAUUGUAUUCGAUAAAUCAAGAACUAAUGAACUUGAUGCUAAUAUCACUCCUGAUGCCGUUUUCCCUAACAAUUGGAUCAGCACAGAACCUAAUGGAAAAGUUAUCCUUUACCCUAUGUUUGCAAAGAAUAGAGAUGCCGAAAAAAAUUAAUUUAGAUUCAUUAUUGAAUAGCUCUUAGAGUAGUUUUAGGUUAAUUAAGUAUAAAAUUUCUAGCAUAACGGUUAAAUUUUAGAAGGUACAGGAUCUUUGAUCAUUGAUAGAGUAAAAAGAAGAGCUUAUUGCAAUAUUAGUUAACGUGCUAACCCUGAAAUCUUUUAAAAAUGGGCCUAAGAAAAUGGAUACGAAGCUAUUAUGUUCGAAAGCAGAAGCUCAGUCUCAGGUAAACCCUUCUAUCACACAAACAUUCUUAUGAGUAUUGCUUAAAAGUUUGCCGUUGUUUGCAAAAGCUGCAUUGUUGGUGAAAAAGCAGAAGAAGUUGUUGCUAAACUUUCUGAAGAUAGAGAAGUUAUUAUUAUCUCAGAAUAAUAAACUGAAAAAAGUUUAUGUGGUAACAUUUUACAAGUAAGAAACCAAACAGGUGAUAAAACUUUUACUGUAAUGUCAGAAACCGCUUUCAAAGGAUAUACUGAAGAAUAAUUGGCUAUUUUCAGAAAAUAUGGUGAAAUUAUUGCUCUUCCUAUUCCUACUAUUGAAAGAAUUGGUGGUGGUAGUGCUAGAUGCAUGUUAGCAGAAAUUAAUUUACCUCAAAAGAAAAAUUGA
This is a messenger RNA of Tetrahymena thermophila SB210, 1056 nucleotides long. RefSeq names its product amidinotransferase. Lineage: Eukaryota; Ciliophora; Oligohymenophorea; Hymenostomatida; Tetrahymenidae. The record is from RefSeq and is a predicted model, not a curated record. The transcript has a single exon.